UUGCAAACAUUAACUAUUUCGCUCGUUCCCAGUUCAUAAGCACUAAUAGCCUCCAUGCUGCCUUCGAAAAUGGAUUAAACAAAUUGGUCAGCCGCCGUGCCUGAUACUGACCUUUAAUAAUGUAAGUCUUUACAGUCAACCUCUCCAGAAAUAGGACAUCUCUUUCUAUGACGUAGGGCCUUACAGUAUCUUGAUCCGCCCCUGCUGAGAGAAAAGAAGGGGCGUGGUUAGCGAGAGAGAGAGAGAGAGAGAGAGAGGGAAUCUUAACAUUAGAAGAUAGUCGGUAUGUAGCAGCGCGAAGCAGCACACCGGGAUUACGACGAGGCAAAACUCUGCUUGGACACAAACAAUAGGAGCGGCAUUGAAAAUAUAAAACAGCCGACGAUGAUACGAGCCUUGUGUGCUUGAAGUAAAACCGAAAACUUGCCAUUUUCCUGCACAUUUUCCCCGUUUUUGAACGAAAAUGGCUAACGACUCUCCGGCUAAAAGUCUGGGAGAGAUAGACCUGGCAUCUCUGCGGGACCCUGCUGGGAUUUUCGAGCUGGUAGAAGUGGUCGGAAAUGGCACCUAUGGACAAGUGUACAAGGGUCGACAUGUCAAGACUGGACAGCUGGCGGCCAUUAAGGUCAUGGACGUCACUGAGGAUGAAGAGGAAGAAAUUAAGCUAGAAAUCAACAUGCUUAAGAAAUACUCCCAUCACCGAAACAUUGCCACCUACUACGGAGCCUUCAUCAAGAAAAGUCCACCAGGUCAUGAUGAUCAACUAUGGUUGGUUAUGGAGUUUUGUGGAGCUGGAUCCAUCACAGAUCUGGUAAAAAACACCAAAGGCAACACACUAAAGGAAGAUUGGAUUGCCUACAUCUCCAGAGAGAUCCUCAGGGGAUUAGCUCACCUUCAUGCCCAUCACGUAAUCCAUCGAGACAUUAAGGGACAAAACGUGCUACUGACUGAAAACGCUGAAGUCAAACUAGUGGACUUUGGUGUAAGUGCACAGCUGGACAGGACAGUGGGUCGGAGGAACACCUUUAUCGGGACGCCCUACUGGAUGGCUCCAGAGGUCAUUGCUUGCGAUGAAAACCCCGACGCUACCUAUGACUACAGGAGUGACCUGUGGUCCUGUGGAAUCACUGCCAUAGAGAUGGCCGAAGGAGCUCCACCUCUUUGUGACAUGCAUCCAAUGAGAGCACUCUUUCUCAUCCCUAGAAAUCCUCCUCCUCGACUCAAGUCCAAAAAAUGGUCGAAGAAGUUCUUCAGCUUCAUCGAGGGCUGCCUGGUGAAGAACUACACCCAACGUCCUCCCACUGAGCAGCUGCUCAAACACCCUUUCAUCCGGGACCAGCCCAAUGAGAGGCAGGUCCGCAUUCAGCUCAAAGACCACAUCGACCGGACCAAGAAAAAGAGGGGCGAGAAGGACGAGACGGAAUAUGAAUACAGUGGAAGUGAAGAAGAGGAGGAAGAGGCAUCUGAACAAGAAGGCGAACCAAGCUCUAUCGUCAACGUACCCGGUGAGUCCACGUUGCGGCGCGACUUUAUCCGCCUGCAGCAGGAGAACAAGGAGCGCUCAGAGGCUCUGCGGCGGCAGCAGCUCCUCCAGGAGCAGCAGCUGCGCGAGCAGGAGGAGUACAAGCGCCAGCUACUGGCUGAGAGGCAGAAACGCAUUGAGCAGCAGAAGGAGCAGAGGCGACGGUUGGAGGAACAACAACGUCGCGAGCGUGAGAUGAGGAGGCAGCAGGAGCGCGAGCAGCGCCGGCGCGAGCAGGAAGAGAAGCGGCGCAUCGAGGAGCUGGAGCGCCGUCGAAAAGAGGAGGAGGAAAGAAGGAGGGCCGAGGAGGAGAAGAGGAGAGCUGAUCGUGAACAGGAGUACAUCCGUCGUCAGCUGGAGGAGGAGCAGAGACACCUGGAGAUCCUGCAGCAGCAGUUGCUUCAUGAACAGGCCAUGCUGCUGGAGUACAAAUGGCGGGAGCUGGAGGAGCAACGUCAGGCUCAGAAGCUCCAGAAACAGCUGCAGCAGGAACAGGCCUACCUGCUGUCACUCCAGCAAAACCCAAAUCUGGACGCUAGCAAAACAGCUAGCCUCAAAUCCCUACAGGACCACGAACCUGGGAAAGUAAAUCCCCCACAGACCCCUGGCCUGGACACAACCGCAGCGCCUUCGUCCAAACCAGGGCAGAGUUUUGACUCUGAGAAGACACGGUCUGGUCAGAGUCUGGAGAAAACUAAAGAUGCCGCGCUUCCUGUCAAGGACCUCCAAGGCUCCACCCCUGACUCUGAGUCUGUCAGAGAGGCUGAUGAGCGAUACAGGAAGAAUGUCCAAGGUUCGCCUCAGUCAGCUCCAACCAAACCCCAGCAGUCGGCUCCAACCAAACCCCAGCAGUCGGCUCCAACCAAACCCCAGCAGCCACCAGUGCCGCCAAGGUCUGAGUCUUCCUACCCCAACGGAAACUCGGCUUCGGAGGCGCCUGCCAUGCAUCGACCCGUGGAUCCUCAGGUCCGCUCACAAGUGGCUGCUCUUAAAAGCAGCAACACUGUGACCUCAAACUCCUGCGCCACCGUGCCACCCGCCAUGUCUCGCUCGCACUCCCUCAGCGAGCCACUUGCCUCUAGCUUUGAAAACCUCCACCUUCGCAACAACCAUGAACCCCACCAACACCAUCAUUACCUUCCAUCUUCAUCCUCAUCUCCAUCCUCAUCAUCAUCAUCAAUCACGCCUGCACGCACUGAACCCCAACCCCACCACCACCACCACCCUCAGGCUAGACCCUCACUGUCAGAGGAGGGUCCACCCAGGGUUCCUGUCAGGACAACAUCCAGAUCUCCAGUGCUGUCGAGGCGAGACUCGCCUCAACAUAUCAGCAACACGCCACACAGUGGCCAUGCUGUGCACCGCAGCACAGCGGAGCCUCGUCUGCUGUGGGAGCGAGUGGAGAAACGUGUUCCCAGACCAACCAGUAACAACGGAAGUGGAGGUUCCAGUUCCUCCAGCAGCUCCAGCAACUCUAGUUCUCAGACUGGUUCUCACUGUGGUUCUGGAGAGAGGUUCAGGGCUCGCUCUUCCUCCAAAUCGGAGGGUUCACCCCUUCAACGUCCAGAGAAUUCUGGGAAAAAAGCAGAGGAAAGGAAGGACCUGGUCAGGCCAGGCAGACCUGCGGAUCUAACAGCUCUGGCCAAGGAGCUGAGAGCUGUGGAUGACGUUCGCCCUCAGAAUAAGGUGACAGAUUAUUCAUCGUCUAGUGAAGAAUCAGACACAACGGAUGAAGACGAUGAUGAGGAGGUGGAUCAGGAGGCUGGCGAAGAGUCCACCUCUGGUCCAGAGGACACCAAAGCAGUACUGAGCAAUGGUGAAACUGAGUCGGUAAAAACCAUGAUCGUGCACGAUGAAGGCGAGAGCGACAAGGGGUCAACGCCCUGCAAGGACAGCACUCUGAUUGUCAGACAGAGUUCAGGUGACAACAGAAAGCGUACGGGCCCCAGCCUGGGCCAAACACAGAUCCCCGGCCUGCUCACAAACUUUCUUCCGAGCCCCGGCUCGGGACCAGUCCCCGGUCUUGUCCACCACACACCCAGCCCCCACCACAACCAUCAUCAUCCCCACCACCUUCACCAUCACCACACCACAACACAGCCUGUGGACAGAAACGGCUUUGCUGGCCGCAUCCACCACCUCCCUGACCUGAUCCAGCAGAGCCACCAUUCCACACCCUCCUCCUCUACAUCCAACUCCCCCUCCUCCUCCAGCCUCGUCAGUCCAUCCUCCAUGUCCCCACAGAGUCCACUGGAAAAGCUCAGCAUCCUCACAGAGAGCCAGUCCAGUAACAACAUGCAGAAACACAAGUCUUCUUCCUCCUUCACACCUUUCAUCGACCCCCGUCUUCUGCAGGUCUCUCCGUCCACUGGCAGCGCCCUCAACAAUGUUGCCCUUCCCUCUGAUCUUCUAGGCUACGCCAACGACGCCCGGCUGGCAGAGGCUCUGAGGGCUGAUCCAUCUCGUAAAGGCUCAGUGGUCAAUGUCAACCCGGUCAACACUCGCCCACAGAGCGACACACCAGAGAUCCGCAAAUACAAGAAGAGGUUCAACUCAGAGAUCCUGUGUGCUGCUCUCUGGGGUGUGAACCUCUUAGUGGGAACAGAGAGUGGUCUGAUGCUGUUGGACCGCAGCGGUCAGGGAAAGGUCUACCCUCUGAUCAACCGAAGGCGCUUCCAGCAGAUGGACGUCCUGGAGGGACUCAACGUCUUGGUCACUAUAUCAGGUAAAAAGAACAAGCUUCGUGUUUAUUAUCUGUCCUGGCUGAGGAACAAGAUCCUGCACAAUGAUCCUGAAGUGGAGAAGAAACAAGGCUGGACCACCGUAGGAGACCUGGAGGGUUGCGUCCACUACAACGUUGUGAAAUACGAGAGAAUCAAGUUCUUGGUUCUGGCUCUGAAGAACUCAGUUGAGGUCUAUGCCUGGGCACCAAAGCCCUACCACAAGUUUAUGGCCUUCAAGUCUUUUGGUGACCUGGUUCACAAACCCCUGCUGGUUGACCUGACUGUGGAGGAGGGUCAGAGGCUAAAGGUCAUCUAUGGCUCAUGCUCAGGCUUCCACGCCGUGGACGUCGACUCCGGUGCCGUCUACGACAUCUACCUGCCCACUCAUAUCCAAACUAGUAUUCAGCCUCACGCCAUCAUCAUCCUGCCCAACACCGACGGCAUCGAGCUGUUGGUGUGCUACGAGGAUGAGGGCGUAUAUGUCAACACCUACGGACGCAUUACCAAGGACGUGGUGCUGCAGUGGGGGGAGAUGCCCACAUCAGUGGCCUACAUUCGUUCCAACCAGAUCAUGGGUUGGGGAGAGAAGGCCAUCGAGAUCCGCUCAGUGGAGACUGGACACUUGGACGGAGUCUUCAUGCACAAGAGAGCCCAGAGACUCAAGUUCCUCUGUGAGAGAAAUGAUAAGGGAGUCCUCGACUUCCAUCGGAGUUCCGUUCCUAUGAUGCGACGUAACUUGAUUUUUGCCGUGUUCUUCGCCUCCGUUCGCUCUGGAGGCUCCAGUCAGGUGUAUUUCAUGACUCUGGGUCGAAGCAACCUGCUCAGCUGGUAGAAGUCCAACACCCUCGUCCUGCUCCUCUUUCUUCCUCCUCCUCAUCAUCAUCAUACUACUCCUUGUCCUCCACCCUCACUAACACUGGAUCCCAGAACCCGCUGUCAACCUCUUGUCAGCACUUCGACGACCAAAAACCGCGACGACCACUUUCUUUGGACUGACCGACAAACAGCAGCUUCGCCUUCUUCUCUGAACCUGCGUUGCCUCCAGGAUGUGACAUCAUAAGUAUAUGUCCAAAAUCUGUAGGUAAUUAUUGUGUGGAAGAAAGAAAAAAAAUGUGAAUUCAAGAAAGAAUCGGGGGAAAUAUUGUUCUUUCAUUUCCCCCGUUUUCUUUCUUGGUGCUCUUCUGUUUGAAGUUGGAUAGAUGUCUCACCUCGGCAUUGUUUCCUGAGCUGAUCACAAACCUUCAGCUACUACUACAAGUACUGGUACCACUAUAUUACUUCUACUUCUACUACCUUCUGCAGGUCUGCCUCUUGGUCAAAGAACUCCUCAGACUGAACAUUCUUUCCCUGGGCCUUUUUACUUAGCUCCCUACGACAAGUCGACACGGCUGGAGUCUGUAUCAAUGCUAACGUGGUGUGUGCCGGUGUGUGUGUGUGUGCGCGGGUGUAAUUGUUUUUAUGUUUGGUCCAAUCACUGCUGACUAACUGGGUCUAGUUGGAGACAUUCGAUUGAAGGCAGAAUGUGUGACGUGGUCAGGGGUUAAUGCUUAAGGUUUUGCUGUAAGUCAGUGGUUAAAACAGGAUUGAACUGAAGGCUGAAACAAGUGUAGACAAUGACAGAGAGAGAGAAAGCGAGAGAGAGAGAGAGAACGUGAUGUUGAAGACGAUGAUGAUGGAGUCAGAAUUGUAUUUUCCUGAAAUAUAACUAACUAUUCCUUGGAAAUUAGUGUAACUAUGUGAAGUUCAACGUUACUUUUAAGUUCGACUUUUUUUUUUUUUUAAAAAACCACACAACCGUAGUUUACCGUUUGCCUGUGUUUUUGAGAAGACAGUGGCUGUGGUCCAGAAUAAAAAGUUAUCAAAUUUAAAAAAAAAGAAAAAAAUAGUGUCUAUGUACAAUUAAGUUACGCUUCCUGAAAGUGUUUGUUUUACUAAUUGGCAAAUUAACCUAUAGGGGGCAAAACAGUAAGGGUGUUUUUAUUAGAGGUUGAUGUGAAAUAACAGGGGUGGAAAAAAAAUGUUAAGAAAAUGGAUGCAGUCGUUAGUGUGUUUUAUGACUGUCGUUUUUUCCCCCCCAAAAAAAUCAAAUGACAAAAUAUUAAUUGACAGUGUCAUGAUGAAUCUGCGAAGAUAUGUUGUUAGGUUAGCCCGGCAUUUUAAGGUAGUUCCUGCAGGGGGCGUGCCAAAGUGGGUGGCGAGUAAUACUACCAAUGUUAAAACAAUGCAUUUAGGUGCAUUCACACCAAAGGGAAAACUUUUUUGGAAAGACAUACGGACAGUGUCUCCGAUUAAGUCGUCGCUCAAUCCCAUGAGCAAGAAACAACAUUUAAAGUUCGCUGCUCACCACUUGUUACAAUAACAGUCGAGAAUUUGUUGUCAAAGCUUCUGGUGCUGGAAGUUCAUGUUUGCCUGGUUGUUUCAGAUUCCAGACUGUGUUGUGCACCUACAAAAAGGAAGGUUUAAGCUUUUCAGUAGCCUUGGCUUAAAUCAGGAAGUACAAGUCUGUCCAUAUUCUAGAUGCCAAAUUAGACUCACGUCCCUCCUUUUGCUAUGCAGACUUGAUCUAUUACACCGGAUUUCAGAUUAUGUAUUCUCAAAUUCCAACUUUUCUUUUUCCAUUUAAAAAGACAUUUGAAUUUUUGGAGAAAAAGGACAGAUCUAAGGUUUGUGUGUGAUCAUGUAAGUUCAGUUCUGGCAAGUAUUUUCAAGGCCGAAAUGCAAGAAUGUGUUUGAGGCAGUCUGUGUUUCUGCCCAGGAGGGGAUGUUCUUUUUUUCGUUUCUAUCAAUCAUCUCAUUUUCACAUCAUGUCAUUUUUUUUUUUUUUAAUCUGUAUUUUUUUUUAUUUUUUAUGAAUGCACUUGGUGUCGAGAAUGUAGAAAGACUAUAUAACUGUGUGCUGGUCCAAAGGCAUGAGAUGAUGUUUUCUGUUUUGCUUUGUAUCUUAGUCACAAGUGGUUAAUUCUAGAUGUUACGAUUUUUACAGCCUCCGCGACAAAUCCAUGUUAGGUCAAAAGGUCAUUUCCAGAAUCUGAGGAAAUGUUCAAGGAGGACACGAGGACUAGUUAAACUCUCACGGACUUUAGGAUUUCAGUGUUACUGUAAUAACGUGUCAUAAAACAGAAAAGGUGGAGCAGAACGCCUCAGUCCACAGACAGCCUUUCUGUUGUUUUUAAUUUUUUAUUAUUUAAGUUUUCUGUAUAUGUGAAAAAAAACUAUCUAACGUGAACUGGGUCACAACUUUCCUGAUUUUUUUUCUUUGUUUUUUUUUUUUGUUUGUUUGUUUUUUUUUUUUUUUUUUUUUUUUGUUUGUUUGUUGUUUUUUUUUUUUUUUGAUCAGGCAGUGUUUGGGCACGCCUUCAUGUACAGAGAAGCUGUCAGGACCCCAGUGAUGUGUUUUUUGAGGUCUGUUCGGUGUUGUGUAUUAACACAUCAAGGAUUUGAUGAAUAACGAAUCAAAUAUUGUUAUUAAUGAUGUAAUAAUUUAUGAUGUUCUAAUUAUCUGCGGUCCUGUUCACCAACGCCCGUCUCACCAGAAGUCCUCUUUUAAGGUUAUGCAUCAGUUUCCCGCCUUUAAAACAUGGCGUCUCUUCAAUGCAAAUGGAUAAGGUUCAUCGUAAACCUGCACCGUGCAUACGUAAGUCGUUGUUAUUUCAACGGGAAAUGCUUCCUGUGUCAUUCAGAAGAACUGCCAAUAGAGCCGUGUUCAGCUAAUGUAUGACGUACAAAAAACAAACUUGGACAGUUUUUAGGCCUAGUCAAGAGAAUUCACUGUAGUUUUAUUACUACUAUUCCUGUACUUUCCUGUUCACAUUAGACGGAGAUGUUUACUGCAGCCGUGGUUUUUUUUAAACUUCACGCGUCUUCAUUCGCAUCGUCUGAUUUUUCGAUUUAGUUUUUGUCUUUAAGUCACACUAACACACAGACCAAUAAUAACGAAGAACACAGGUUUGUUCAGUUCAGGUUUUGACGUGACACGUGCUUCAGCAAACAAUUUGAACGUGAGGCCACACACACACAUAUAUAUAUAAAUAUAUAUUUUUUCCCUCUGCUGUUUCUGUCAUGCUUCUCUCUAACUUAUGUCUUCUCUGUGUAUGACAGAAAGUCAUGUAUUUUCCUUGAGGCAUUUUUCUUUAAUUAAAGUUGAAAAUUCUAAUUAUAAAA
This is a messenger RNA of Cynoglossus semilaevis (tongue sole), 8406 nucleotides long. RefSeq names its product mitogen-activated protein kinase kinase kinase kinase 4. The coding region runs from base 464 to 5077 and encodes 1537 amino acids. The transcript has 33 exons. NCBI's taxonomy places the organism in Eukaryota, Metazoa, Chordata, Actinopteri, Pleuronectiformes, Cynoglossidae. Gene Ontology annotation, cellular component: cytosol. The record is from RefSeq and is a predicted model, not a curated record. Gene Ontology annotation, biological process: protein phosphorylation. Gene Ontology annotation, molecular function: ATP binding; protein kinase activity.